AGAAGAAGCUGUUUGGACACAGCUGACCGCUGCCUGCGAGAAGAAAUCAAACCACCAGGCUAGGCUAGCAGGACAGACAGUUAGCGGCGCAGAGAGCAGCGGGCAGCGGAUGUAAACUCAGAGGGAACCGCGGAGACAACACAAGGACCAGGUCUAAACCUCCAGAGAUGCGGACGUUGAGUGUCGUCUCACCGCAAGCUAACGUUAGCUUUGUCCCGACACACAGGGACUGAUCUCUGUGGCAAAGACGACAGAUAAAACGGCGACAUCAACAGGAACGGGUUAGCUUAGUUUCAAUGUUAUUGUUAAUUAAACCCCACAUAUUAUGGUCACGAUGUACAACUCUGGAAACCUGGUUUGGGAUGUAAAUAAACGUUUAAUUGGAUACAACGAGCCCAACAUCAUCAGGACCAACUAUUUAGGUAGAAAAGAAUUUGUCCAGAGACUGAAGCUUGAAGGGACACUGAAUGUACACGAUGGCUGUGUCAACACUAUAUCCUGGAACGACACGGGUGAAUAUCUCUUGUCGGGGUCGGACGACACCUUUUUGGUUAUCUCCAACCCAUACAACAAGAAGGUCAAGAAGUCCAUACGCUCCGGUCACCGGGCGAAUAUCUUCAGCGCUAAGUUCAUGCCCCACACCAACGACCAGGAGAUCAUCUCCUGCUCCGGAGACGGCAUCAUCUAUUACACCAACACAGAGAAGAGUCCUGAGCACAACAGACAGUGUCAGUUCACCUGCCACUAUGGGACAGCUUAUGAGAUUAUGACGGUACCAAAUGACCCCUACACGUUUCUGUCGUGUGGGGAGGACGGCACGGUGCGAUGGUUUGACCUCCGCACGAAGACCAGCUGUACGAAAGAAGACUGCAAAGAUGACAUUCUGAUAAACUGUCGACGGGCAGCGACCUCGAUAUCCAUCUCUCCUCUGGUGCCGUACUACCUGGCCGUCGGCUGCUCUGACAGCUCGGUGCGGAUCUACGACAGACGCAUGCUGGGAACCAGAGCCACAGGUAACUACAUGGGCCGGGGAACGACGGGCAUGUGUGUGAGGUUCGUCCCCGCUCACCUGUCCAACAAGUCGUGCCGCGUGACGUCUCUCUGCUACAGCGAGGACGGUCAGGAGGUGCUGGUCAGCUACUCCUCUGAUUACAUCUACCUGUUCGACCCCAAAGACGACCAGGCCCGAGAGCUGAAGGGCCCGUCUGAGGAGAGGAGGGAGGAGCUGAGGCAGCCUCCCGUGAAGCGCCUCCGCCUGCGGGGGGACUGGUCUGACACUGGACCCCGCGCUCGCCCUGAGAGCGAGAGGGAGAGAGACGGAGAGCAGAGCCCCAACGUGUCUCUGAUGCAGAGGAUGUCGGACAUGUUGUCUCGUUGGUUUGAAGAGGCCAGCGAAGCUCAGAGCAGCAGAGGAACUCGACCGCAGACACGCCCCAGAGGAACCGAUGUGCGUCCAGAGGGUGCGUCGAGUGCUCCUGCUGCCCCUGCAGGAGGCUCCAGUCAGGAGGCCAGCGUUCCAGCGAGGCCUGCAGAGUCUAACCCCCCGGAGGAACCAGCCGGACCUGCAGCCGCUGUCGCCGCCACCUCCUUGCCUAAACCCACCUCCUCUUCAUCCUCAGGGUCGUCAUCAACAGUGACAGCACCUCCUCCUUCCAGCUCCUCUUCAGUGGAGAGUGCAGUCCCUUCCUCCUCUUCCCCCGUCACCCCCUCAACUGAUUCAGAGCAGAGGAGUCAGGCCGACACGGCCGGGACCCCGACGCCCACACCCGCUCUCUCAGAGUACGGUCCUCAACGGCUGCCUAUAAGUUUAGUGUGUAGGCGUUUGCAGAGGUUACUCCGGCUGGCCGACCCGCCAGGAAUGGGUCAGCGGGCGGCCCGUUCUUCUUCUUCUUCUCCUUCUGCCUCUUCCUCCUCUCCUUCCACCUCAGCCCCUGAGAGACAGUCACAAAGAGCUGCCACAUCUUCCGCUGCUGAGAUUCAACCCCUCACAGAUUCCCCCUCGUCUGUGGUAAACAAACAGCUGGGAUCCAUGACUCUUGACGAACAGCAGGGGGCAACAGAAGCUGCAGGUUCCCCUCCUGAUCAACCUGUUUCUGCACCGGUUAACGCUCCCACUACCUCCACCACCUCCACAGCCUCCUCCUCCUCCUCCACCUCCACCUCCUCCACCCUGAGCAGCACCAGUCGACCCAGUGCAGCAGAGCCCGUCCUCAGCCUGCACUACAGCUCCGAGGGAACCACCACCAGCACCAUCAAGCUGGACUUCACUGAUGAGUGGAGCAGUAGCACAUCCAGCUCUAUGGGCAGCGGAGGUCCCAAAAGAUCUGAAGCGGUUUCUGCACCGAGCAGAGAGAUUCUGUCCACGGAGAGUUCAGCGUCAGAGCAAACUCCCUCCGUGUCCUCGGGGCAGCAGAGUGUCGCGGCCGCCUCGACAGAUCCUCCGUGUGGGGCCUCGUGCUCCGGGGCCUCGACGACCUUGUCAGCCCCAGCAGCCGGAUCCUCUCAGGGUGACACUGUGGCUACUUCAGGGGCGGAGAGGAGUGGACCGGUGGGCACGGAGGACACGACGGGUGGCUGCAGGAGAGCGGAGCCCAGAGGGGAGGAGGGCGAGGAGGGCCAGAGUCAGCCUGCACGCCCUCACCAGGACUCUGACGACAGCGACGACGAUCCCAUUCUCAUCCCAUCCACGAGGUUCAGGGGUCAGGGCCAGAGAUUAAAUUCCAGAGGAUCUGCAGUAGGAGAUAGGAUGAUCAGACGCUCGGCAGCCGCUCGUAUCCAGGAGCUUUUCCGCAGGAGGAAAGAACGAAGGGAGAUGGAGGAGAGCGAGACCCAGAAUAUCAGGAGACCCUCGGUCAAGCAGGUCUACAAAGGCCAUCGCAACUCCAGGACAAUGAUAAAGGAGUCUUGUUUUUGGGGCAACAACUUUGUGAUGAGCGGCUCAGAUUGCGGCCACAUCUUCAUCUGGGACAGACACACGGCGGAGCACCUCAUGCUGCUGGAAGCCGACAACCACGUGGUGAACUGCCUGCAGCCGCACCCCUACGACCCCAUUCUGGCUUCUUCAGGGAUUGACUACGAUAUCAAGAUUUGGUCGCCUCUGGAGCAGGCGGCAUCUUUCAACAGAGUCCUCGCCAAUGAGGUAAUCACUCGAAAUGAGCUGAUGCUAGAGGAAACCAGAAACACAAUCACAGUCCCGGCCUCCUUCAUGCUCCGAAUGUUGGCCUCCCUUAAUCACAUCAGAUCAGACCGACUAGAAGGGGAUCGCUCCGAAGGUUCGGGACAGGAAAAUGAGGAUGAGCAGUAGCCUGCUGGUGUUUUGUUUGAAAGAAAAAAAAACUAUUCUUCUUGCUGUAUAGCACUUGAAAAAAAAACCCCUGAGAUUUGUACAAGUAUAGUGUAGAAUACUUCCUUUUGAAAGCUAGUGUAAUUUCUAGGCCCCCUGUGUUUUUUUUAUGACUUUCUUACUGAUGUUUCUGUAUGAGGAUAAUCUACAUCUGUGUGAAUGCAAAAGGCAAAGGACGUCAGUAUAUAUAUAUAUUAUGUGUGAGAAUAAUGGCGGCUGGAGUGCAAGGAUGUUAAGUGCAAUAUUAUUUUGUUAGGAGAAAGUGGGCUUUGAUCAGUGUUAACGUGUGACAUUUUGAAUUUGUAGCACAACGCUAAGAAAUGUUGAUGUGCUGCUGCGGCAGUUACGCAUGUAAACAAGGACUUUAAGUAAAAACAUACUUGGAGAACGCUUUAAUUUUAUUGCUGAAGAGAAAACAAAAAGAAGCCGUGGUUCUUCUCCCUGAAGGGACAUGUUAAUACAUUUUAAUCUUUUACAGAAUUUGGAGAAGAAAAUAAAGCUAUGGCAUCUCAAAGAUGUCUGUCAACAAAAA
This is a messenger RNA of Eleginops maclovinus (Patagonian blennie), 3875 nucleotides long. RefSeq names its product ddb1 and cul4 associated factor 6 (gene dcaf6). The record is from RefSeq and is a predicted model, not a curated record. Gene Ontology annotation, cellular component: cytoplasm; Cul4-RING E3 ubiquitin ligase complex. NCBI's taxonomy places the organism in Eukaryota, Metazoa, Chordata, Actinopteri, Perciformes, Eleginopidae. Bases 326 to 3304 code for a protein of 992 amino acids. The transcript has 21 exons. Gene Ontology annotation, biological process: positive regulation of transcription by RNA polymerase II. Gene Ontology annotation, molecular function: protein binding.